Molecule: messenger RNA, 1560 nt
Organism: Fonsecaea multimorphosa CBS 102226
Lineage: Eukaryota; Fungi; Ascomycota; Eurotiomycetes; Chaetothyriales; Herpotrichiellaceae
Exons: 3
Coding region: 1-1560 (519 amino acids)
Biological process (GO): regulation of DNA-templated transcription
Cellular component (GO): nucleus
Molecular function (GO): DNA-binding transcription factor activity, RNA polymerase II-specific; transcription cis-regulatory region binding
Source: RefSeq, a predicted model, not a curated record
AUGCGGGAGUGCAGGAAGGCUAAACCGAUGCUGUUCCUUGCCAUUCUGAGCGUUGCAAGCGCCUCGAUCUUGCCGUCUUUCCUGUCCCCACUUGUCAAAGAGUUGAAACGCCAGCUAGCCAGGCAGAUCUUUGAACAAGGCAGACGAAGCCUCGAUCUCAUCCAAGCGUGCCUCUUGUACUCUCAAUACUAUGUCCAUGACCAGGACUCUGCCCAUGUUUUGCCAACUCAAUUUGUCUCUGCGGCCAUUAAUAUGUUGUAUGAUCUUGGUAUGGUCGGACUGAUUGCCUCUGUGUCGGAUUCUAAUAAGGAUGGGUCAAAGGAGGUUGCUCGGGCAUAUUUGGCGUGCUGCAAUGCGAUAUUGUUCCGCCAGCAAAAUCUUAUGCCUCCAUCGUCUAAUCUUGAAGCUUGUAUCAGCGUUUUAUCGGCGGCAGAUUCCGUGCUGACCCCUUCCGACGCCUUGCUAUGCAGCCUUGUGCGACUACAAGUCAUCUUAGAUAAUGUCUCAAACACUUUCGACCCAGGAGACAAGAAAGCAUGUGGGGAAUUUGACAGUUCGACCGUCCAAUACCAGCUUAGGACGUUCCAAGAGCGCUUACACAGUUGGGAAACAUCAGCGUCAAAUUUCGUCGAUGACCAUUUGAAAAAGUGUUCAGUGAAUUUUGCGAACAUCUGUAUCCACCAGGUCGCCUUACGAUGCUACAUGCAGAAAUCGUUUGAACGCGAUGAGUCUGGCUCUUUUUAUGCGACCAAUAUAACGCUAAGCUCCCAGCAUAUCAGCUCAAUCUGCUGCUGCUUGGACUCAACUCAGAUACUGCUUGACGCUUACCUGUCUCUCGACCGUCGCCUGGCUCGGUCGCUGCCGAAUCACUAUCUUAUGUGGACUCUGUAUGCAGCCGUAGCUCUCAUCAAGCUUACGCCGUUCAGAGAGGCGAUGAGAGCUAGGACCCUGGCUACACACUCUGAACAAGCAUCGGCCGUGCCACAUCUGGAUUCAAUGCUGAGCAAGAUCUCGCAAAUCACAGAAGACGGAUAUCUCCCGCAGGCGAAGACCUGGGGUGUGGCGUUCUCCAAGCUCAGGUUAUGGUAUCUACACAAAAAGCAGGUGUGCAUCAACGGGCAUGGGCGAUGUGACAGCGGAAGCGAAGAUGGGCCGGUAUACAGCGUCUUUGGCGAUUGGCCCGAGCAGCAGUCGCCGACUGAGGAUCAGGGUGCAUCCCACUGGGGAUCAGGACCUACUCCGCUAUUAUUAUCAAACUCGAGGCUUCCUGCGAAUGCGACGCCUGAACGGCCGAGCAGGCAAGCAAUGUCGAGAGACGGGCAUGGACCUCCUCCUGCCACCACUGCGUUCGGAGCUGGUACUAUUCAGUCGCCGUCUUCAACACCUGGCAGGCAGCCAAGACAGAGCUUUGAUGCCACUGCUUCGGUAGAGGCAGCGUACGACCCUCUCACAUAUGCAGGAACUAACUGGGACGAUCUGGUCUUGGACGCUAACUCGCUCCGAGAGUUUGAAUCUCUGAUGAUGGACGACUCAGAUUCUUGGUUGAAGAUGUUAAUGUGA